Messenger RNA from Lagenorhynchus albirostris (white-beaked dolphin), 648 nucleotides. RefSeq names its product calcium binding protein 7 (gene CABP7). NCBI's taxonomy places the organism in Eukaryota, Metazoa, Chordata, Mammalia, Artiodactyla, Delphinidae. The transcript has 5 exons. Gene Ontology annotation, molecular function: calcium ion binding. The record is from RefSeq and is a predicted model, not a curated record. The coding region runs from base 1 to 648 and encodes 215 amino acids.
AUGCCGUUCCACCCGGUGACGGCGGCGUUGAUGUACCGGGGCAUCUACACCGUGCCCAACCUGCUGUCGGAGCAGCGCCCCGUGGACAUCCCUGAGGACGAGCUCGAGGAGAUCCGAGAGGCCUUCAAAGUCUUCGACCGCGAUGGCAAUGGCUUCAUCUCCAAGCAGGAGCUGGGCACGGCCAUGCGCUCCCUGGGAUACAUGCCCAACGAGGUGGAGCUGGAGGUUAUCAUCCAGCGGCUGGACAUGGAUGGUGAUGGCCAAGUGGACUUCGAGGAGUUUGUGACCCUUCUGGGACCCAAGCUCUCCACCUCGGGGAUCCCAGAGAAAUUCCACGGCACUGACUUCGACACCGUCUUCUGGAAGUGUGACAUGCAAAAGCUGACCGUGGACGAGCUGAAGCGGCUGCUCUACGACACCUUCUGUGAGCACCUGUCCAUGAAGGAUAUUGAGAACAUCAUCAUGACGGAGGAGGAGAGCCACCUAGGCACAGCGGAGGAGUGCCCCGUGGACGUGGAGACCUGCUCCAACCAGCAGAUCCGUCAGACGUGCGUGCGCAAGAGCCUGAUCUGCGCCUUCGCCAUCGCCUUCAUCAUCAGCGUCAUGCUCAUCGCAGCCAACCAGGUGCUGCGCAGCGGCAUGAAAUAG